This is a messenger RNA of Mucor velutinosus, 1794 nucleotides long. RefSeq lists its product as uncharacterized. The transcript is spliced from 10 exons. The record is from RefSeq and is a predicted model, not a curated record. Bases 1 to 1794 code for a protein of 597 amino acids. Gene Ontology annotation, biological process: error-prone translesion synthesis; response to radiation. Gene Ontology annotation, molecular function: damaged DNA binding; DNA-directed DNA polymerase activity. Lineage: Eukaryota; Fungi; Mucoromycota; Mucoromycetes; Mucorales; Mucoraceae. Gene Ontology annotation, cellular component: site of double-strand break; replication fork; nucleus.
AUGAGCUCGUUGCCAGCCUCAUUAAAGAACUCUCGCUGCAUACUUCACAUUGAUCUGGAUUGCUUCUACUGUCAAGUUGAGCAAGUAAGACGAGGCAUUCCGUUUGAUACACCAGCCGCAGUUCAACAAUGGCAUGGCUUAAUUGCAGUAAACUAUGCUGCCAGAGAGAAGGGCAUCAAGAAAAUGACCAACGUGACAGAGGCCAGAAAGUUGUGUCCAGAGAUCCAACUGCUGCAUGUAGCAACUUUUGCUGAACACGACACAGAACCUAAAUACUAUGAUAAUCCAGAUCGAAGUACCCACAAAGUAUCCUUGGAUGCUUAUCGAAAUGCAUCCAGAGAUAUAUUCAAGAUCUUUCACAAGAAUUGCGACAAAAUACAAAAGAUUGGCACAGAUGAAGGCUUUAUGGAUGUGACGGAGAAGGUUAAUCAGCGUUUAAUUGAAAGAUAUAUCAACAAAAUGCCGGAAUUGUUGGACAGACUACAGGAUGAGGAGUGUGGUGUUUAUGUAAAUUGGGAUAAGCUCGGCUGUGUCAUCGAGUCCAGAGAGGAAGAACAGAGACGAUUAAAUUUCGAUGCGGAUUCGCCAGAGGAAGCGCAUUGGAAUCCUACAACAUGGCGAGAUUUACAAUUGUCAUUAGGUGCUGAAUUAGCGGCAGAAAUCAGACAGGAAGUGUAUGAUAAAUUGAAAUACUUUUGUUCUGCCGGUAUUGCACAUUACAAGGUUGUAGCCAAAUUAUGCUCCAGCAAGAAUAAGCCCAACAAGCAGACUAUAUUACGAGAAUCAGCUAGACUUGAUUUCAUGUGUGAGACACCGUUCAACAAGAUAAGGAAUUUGGGUGGAAAACUGGGUAAUGAAGUGGUGGAGGAUUUGAGCAUACAGAAUGCAAGUGAGCUUUGGGGCCAUUCGAUGGAGUCGUUGCAACAGAGAUUUGGAGAAUCCACAGGCGUAUUUUUGUAUAACAUAUGUCGCGGCAUUGAUCAUGAAGAAGUUCUUCCUAGCAAGGCUCCUAAAUCGCUCAUGGCAGCCAAGACAUUUACUAAACCAGUGGCACAACAAGAGGAUCUUCAAAAGUGGUUUACCAUCCUGGCUGCUGAAUUACAUCGUCGUAUCAUACAACAUUAUGAGGAAUAUGGUAGCUGGCCGAGAGCGAUCACUCUAAGGUAUGCUACAGUGAGUCAUCCCUCUUACCGAUCAAAAGGACUAGGAACCUUGUACCGAGAUGACAUGAAAACGCAUGAAAUCCUUGCCAAGAAGUUUGCCAGCGUUUACAAUUCAAUGGAAGACGGAUAUCCUUGUAUUGGUCUUGAUUUGAUGGCGUCAAAUUUAUCCUUUGAUGAAUCAGUCAAAUCGCAUACCAUCAAUCAAUUCUUUACCAAAUCGAAGGAUGCAAGUGCACACAACGCCAAUGGAAUAGAGGAACAAUUAUUAAAGCAAGCAUCAGAUACGGAGAGCAGUAAGAGUAGUAGCAGCAGCAAGACACAAGGUGGGUUAUUCUCCAGAUACAAUGCUCAGGAACAACAACAACAAGGUGAAACAUAUCUUUGCGACAAGUGCAAUCAAUAUGUCUUGAUUGCUUCUGUUGAGGAGCAUUCUGAUUACCAUUUUGCCAUGGAUCUCAUGAAUGAAGAAAGACAGCGGUUACAGCAGAGUCGAUCCUUAUCCUCGCCUUCUUCCAUUGCAGCAUCACCCUCGUCAUCCACGAAAAAGCGAAAAUCACAGCCAAAACGAUUGAGUGAGGAAGAUCGAAAGCAAAAGAGAUCACUGUUCUUUCAACCAAAGCGAGCGCCUUAA